GACAUAGAGCGCGGUGUAUAUAUUUCUAAAUAUAAUAAAGUAAUGAGAAGAACCCAAAUUAGGAAUAUGAAUAAAAUAAAAUAUGCACUAGAUGCGCGUCACCGUGAAAAUGCGAAAGACCGAAAAAAAAUAAGAUAUGCACUAGAUGCGCGUCACCGUGAAAAUGUGAAAGACCAAAAAAAAAUAAGAUAUGCACUAGAUGCGCGUCACCGUGAAAAUAUGAAAGACCAAAAAAAAAUAAGAUAUGCACUAGAUGCGCGUCACCGUGAAAAUAUGAAAGACCGAAGAAAAGUAAGAUAUGUACUAGAUGCGCGUCACUGUGAAAAUGUGAAAGACCAAAAAAAAAUAAGAUAUGCAUUAGAUGCGCGUCACCGUGAAAAUCAGAAAGACCGAAGCAAAAUAAGAUAUGCAAAAGAUGCGCGUCACAGAGAAAUAGUUAAAAGAGUUGUAAAAUCAAAGAGGCAAGAAAUUAAAGAUAAAGACAAAACACAGAAUAUUGAGUUUUUCACUGAGAGGUUUUUAGACAAAGUUGAACAUGGUCCUGAGUAUAUCUGUUGUGUCUGUUUCAGGCUGUUGUUUCCACAUCAGGUGUUAAGUUGUAGAAAGGAUGCGUAUAACAAGACUGCGGCCAUAGCUUCUUUGGCAGAUAGGUGUAUUAGAACCGACUAUUUACAUGAAUGUAGGGAGGAUUGUGUUCAGCCGUGUCAGAUUAUGGCUUCAAGUAGAGGGCAUCUUUGGAUUUGUUACACUUGUCAUCAUAAAAUUUCACAUGAGCAAAUGCCUGCUGAAAGUGUAACAAAUAAUUUGGUAGUAGAUCCGGUUCCCCCAGAAUUGGCUUGUUUGAAUAGGUUAGAACAACAUUUGAUUGCUUUAAAUAUUCCGUUCAUGAAAAUGCUUGCAUUACCCAAAGGUGGCCAAAAUGGAGUUCAUGGACCAGUAACCUGCGUUCCAUCCAACGUAGUUCAAACAUCUAAAAUGUUGCCCCGAUCAAAUAUGGAGGGGUCUUUAUUGGCAGUAAAAUUAAAACGUAAGUUAACUUAUAAAGGCCAUUAUCAGUAUGAGUUUGUGGAUACAAUGCAUAUUAGGCAAGCUUUACGGUUUUUAAAGCAAUCAAAUAAGUUUUAUAAAGACAUAGAUUUUAAUGAGGAAUGGGUUAAUGAGUUGUGUGUCUUAGAGCAACCUGAGGAUGAAGAGAAGGACAAUGCAGAAAUAGUUGAGAGUACUGGGGAUGAUGUAGAAGAUGAUGAGUUGCUGCAUGAUCGACAGCAACAUUGCAUGUUUUCAGAUACGUGUCUAAUGCCUGUAGAUAUUGGUCAGGAAGUUCUAGAUCAGUAUUUUGACAGUAUAGUUAAUGUUGCACCAGCUGAGGGUAAUAAUCCAGUUAAGUUGUUGACAGAUCGAGAAAAUGAAGCAAAGUGUUUCCCAGUGUUGUUUCCUCGAGGUCGUAAUAUGUACCAUGAAAGCCGUGUAUAUAAUUUGUCGUUGUGCCGUUAUUUUAAUAACCGAAUUUUACAUGCGGAUAGAAGGUUUGCUCAGAAUGUAGAGUAUAUUUUCUUUGCUCAGUACAUGUCUGAGGUAGAUCAGGUUGUCUCUAAAGUAAGUAUAGCAUUAAGAAAAGGUAAAGGAGGUGAGGUGAGUGUAGAAAAGGAGGAGUCCUUGAAGCAGUUGUUGGAUGUAGAUGACGGUUUUAGAUUUCUUAAGCCUAUUAGAGGGACUCCAGCAUUUUGGCAGGGAGUACAGAAAGACCUGAUGGCUUGUGUUCGGCAACUUGGGAUUCCCACGUGGUUUUGUUCAUUCUCUUCCGCGGAUCUGAGAUGGCAAAACCUUCUUAAAACAAUUUUAAAACAGGAAGGUCGAACACAGACAUUGGAAGAGUUAGAGUGGACCGAUAGAUGCGAUCUGUUGCGUCGUAAUCCUGUCACUGCCGCCAGAAUGUUUGAUUUCCGCUGGCACUGUUUUUUGAAGGAGGUCCUUAUGUCUCCUUCAAAUCCCAUAGGAAAAAUUAUUGAUUACUUUUAUCGGGUGGAGUUUCAGUGUCGCGGGAGUCCUCAUGUGCACUGUCUUUUCUGGAUUGAAAAUGCGCCUAAAAUUAAUACAAACAAAGACGAAGAAGUGGUAGCUUUUAUUGAUAAGUACGUAACAUGUGAGCUACCAGCACAGGAUGAGACGUUAUUGGAGAUGGUCACAUCUGUGCAGCAACAUUCAAAGAGGCAUUCAAAAAGCUGUAAGAAAGGUGGCACUGAAUGUCGCUUUAAUUUUCCCAGACCAGCGUCAGGUAGGACAUUUCUUGUUAAUGUUCAUUUGAAUACUACAAAUGAGUGUGAUAAAUGUAAGAAUAGGUUCGAUCAAAAAUACGAAGGAAAACAGUGCACAUGUGGAAAUGAGUACUACUAUAAUCUGCUAAAGGUUGAUAAGGAUUUGGCAGUACGCACUCUGGAGUCAGUGAAAAAGGCGUUAAAAGAUGAGAACAAGACGUUUAAUAGUUUAGAUGAGUUGUUUCAUAGUUUAAAUAUCAAUCAGCAAAUAUUUGAAAUAUGUUACAAACGUCUAAAUAUGAAUAAAACCCAAAUUGUAUAUAAAAGAGACAUUAACGAAGCAUGGAUUAAUCCAUAUAACAAGUCUCUAUUAAAAUGCUGGAAUGCAAAUUUAGAUAUUCAAUUUGUGACAGACGCGUACGCCGUUAUAGUAUAUAUUAUUUCAUACAUUAGCAAAUCAGAAAAAGAGGUAGGAUUGUUGCUUAGUAAAGCUCAUAAAGAAGCAACAAAAGAUGACAACGUCAGUGCAAAAGAGGCACUGAAACAAAUUGGCAGCGUUUAUCUAAACAGUCGCGACGUGUCUGCUCAAGAAGCAGUUUAUAGAUUAACGGGAAUGCAUUUGAAGGAGAAUUCGCGUAAAGUAGAGUUUAUACCAACAGGGGACAAAAUAGUUAAAAUGAGUAAACCAAUUAGUGUUAUCCAAGAAUGUGGGCUAACAGGAGAUGAUGUGUGGAUGGUUAGUAUCGUAGACCGUUAUAGAAGUAGGCCUAAUAAUAGCACUUUUAAUGACAUGUGCAUCGCAACAUUUGUGUCUGAAUAUCGUCUUUUAAAAGGAAAUGAAAAGUCAAAGAAUGCGAUUCAAUUGCAAAGGGGAUUAGGAUUAAUUCUUAAAAGAACACGAACAAAACCCGCUGUAGUUCGUUAUGCGCGCUUUUCAAAAACAAAAAACCCCGAAUUAUAUUUUAAAAGCCAGUUACAGUUGUUUCUGCCAUACCGCGUAGAAGAUGACUUAAAAGCUGCUGAUUGCGAAACGUUUGAACAAUUUUAUGAAAAUGGUUCCGUGAUCUUUAGUGAUGGAUCAGAACAUACCGUGAAAUCUGUCGUCGAUACGAAUAGGAACAAAUUCGAGGUAGAAGAUUCAGAAGAAUUAGAAGAGUUGCAAAAGAAACUUGAAAAUGAGGGUGGCCCUGAAGUUGCCUGGGGAAAUCUGUGCCCCGAAAAAGAAGUAGAACGUUUAGAGUGUCAAGAAGAAAUUAGAGAAAAAGAACAGACACCUGCGGAAGAUGCAGAAGAAAUAGGUCGGGAACUCGUAGACAACAUUCCAGAUUUGGCUGUUAGGAAUGAUCAGGUGUGUCAAUUAGAAAAGAAUAAUAAUGUAAUGAGUAGGAGUGAGGGCUUAGAAUUAAUUAGAUCUCUGAAUGAGAAGCAGCUGUCAGUCUUCUAUAAAAUCCGUAACUGGUGUUUAGAUAAAGUCAAUGGUAGAAACCCAGAACCCCUCCAUGUGUUUAUAUCUGGAGGAGCUGGAGUUGGAAAGAGCUACCUAGUUAAAGCGAUUCAAUACGAGGCCACAAGGUUAUUGUCACCAACUUGUCAGAAUCCAGAUAACAUUUGUGUUUUAUUAACGGCUCCGACUGGAAUAGCUGCUUAUAAUUUAAAGGCAGCGACUAUCCACAGUACAUUUGGCAUUGGCAAAGACGUGAGCCUACCUUACACACCUCUGAGUGAGGAAAAGCUCAAUUCUUUGCGUGUUAAAUAUAGUGAUUUGCAGAUAGUCAUAAUUGAUGAAAUCUCCAUGGUCAAUCAUAAUCUAUUGGCUUACAUCCAUGGCAGGUUAAGACAAAUCAAACAAACUGGUGACUAUAACCCCUUCGGUAAUGUCAGCAUAAUCGCGGUCGGAGAUUUUUAUCAGUUGCCCCCAGUAAAGGGGAAAGCGUUGUAUGUACAAGACGUACAAAUGAACUUGUGGUCUAGUUUAUUUGAGCUUGUUGAGUUAAAAACAAUCGUUAGGCAAAAAGAUGAAGUCUUUGCGCGAAUAUUAAAUAGAAUGCGAACGCAUAGAAAAGGUACGCCAAUGUUAGCUGACGAUAUAAACGUCUUAAAACGGUGUGAAACAGGUGAAGAGAGCACAGCCUUACAUAUCUUUGCUACAAAUUCCCAGGUUGAUGAAUAUAAUGAGGAACAGUUAAUGAGCAUAUGUCCUGACCACAUACUUAUAACUGCACAGGACUUUGGUUAUAAUAAAAAAACUGGUAAAUUAGAGUUAAAGCCAGAUCAUCACAUUAGGGCCAAGAAAACAGCUUUACAAAGAGAGCUGUUAUUGGGUAAAAAUGCUCGAGUCAUGUUGUCUCAAAACAUCGAUGUAAAUGACGGUUUAGUAAAUGGUGUAUGUGGCACAGUGAUAUACAUAGAACAGCCUGAAAAAAAUAUGUUUCCUCUCAAAGUAUAUGUAAAAUUUGAUGAUGAUAAGGUAGGCAUAAAGACGAGGAAACAAACCAUUUAUGCAUCAGCAGAGUUAAUGGGUUCAGUACCAAUUGAACCUCAGGAAGAGAGAGCCAAUAAAAAAGGCAUGAGACGACAGUUUCCUUUAAAGUUAGCUUGGGCCUGUACUGUACACAAAGUACAGGGCCUUACAGUAGAUAGUGCUGUUGUCUCUUUAGCUAAGGUCUUUGCACCAGGACAGGCAUAUGUGGCAUUAAGCAGAGUUAGAAGCCUGUCUGGUUUAAUUAUUCAGGACUUUAAAGAGAAGGCUGUUUAUUGUAAUGCCAACAUUGAACAGGCGAUUGCUAAUAUGCCACCAUUUAUAACUGAAAGCCACACAGUAGUAAAAGAGGGUUUUAGAUUAUUUCUAAUGAAUGUUCAAAGUUUAAAUCACCAUGUCUCAGAUUUGGCCCACUGUGCACAGCAUUUGCAGCCUAACUGUAUUGCUGUGACAGAGACAUGGAUACCUGCUGAUGUUAGCUUAGAUUCUGUAGAAAUCACUGGUUAUAGGUUUAGUAAUGCCCCACGUAGUUUAGCCUAUUAUAGCGAUAAUCCAGUGUUAAUUUCCCUUAAAGGCCAACAACAUGGUGGCGUUGGCAUGUACUGUGACAGUAAUGUAGAAUUUGAAAGUGUCACAGUUGCAGGUUUAAAUAUUGAGUGUUUAGCUGUAAAAUGUGUCACAUACAACAUUUUAAUAGCAGCCAUUUACAGGCCACCAUCAUAUCCUGUGUCUCUCUUUUUCAGGCAUUUUGAAGAAUUGUUAAAUGUGUUAGAGUCACAAAGUGGAACCAUUGUUGUUUUGGGCGAUUUCAAUGAGGACAUUUUGAAGUCCUCAACAAUUUGUCAGAAAAUGACAGACAGAGGAUAUGAGCAACAUGUGUCAACAGCCACAACAGAGAAAGGCACCUUAAUUGAUCAUGUUUACGUAAAAAAUAGUAAUUAUAGAGUAGAAGCGCUAGUGGUGCCUACAUAUUUUAGUGAUCAUGAGGGCAUUAUAUGUUCUUUUAAGUAAGACAGCCCAAAUGCUUAAAACUUAAUUUUACAUUUUUUAAAAUAAAUGUAAUCGAAAUGUAUUAAAUGUGCUGUUCUUCAUCUGAGUUCCCUGUUUUGAAUAAUUUGUAUGUAGUCAGUAAAUUUUGUCCCCUGUUGAUAUCCUUUACACCAGUACAACGUAAGUCCAUUUUCAAAGGUAUUCUGUGCUUCCUAAAUAGUUAAAGAGGCUUGAAAAGUUGUUAAAUGUAGUGACCAAAUGGCAAAGUUGGUAAUACAGGUUUUGUAGCUCAUGCCCUCAGUGUGGUUAAUUAGUUAUAUGUUGUUUUAGGAUUGUGCCUCUUGUUCUGUGGGUUUUAUUUAAUGAUAUAAUUUUAGUUGUAUGUAACUGCUGUGUUUAAAGUUAAUUACAGGGGUAAUCAAGUGACGGCGGCUAAGGUACGUAUAAGUACAUUUAACUACUCACUAUCCUACACACAGUUAGUUUAUUCACUCACACUCUUUCACUCUUCAGAAAGUCUUUGUUAUUUAAAAGAAUUAAUCUCAGGUUUUUUGUUUCUAUCUGGCUGGUUUAUAUGUAUUAUACUGUGGGUCUGUUGUAUUUAUUUUGCAGUUUUUAGAUUUUAGCAGUUUUUUUCACUUGACAGAAGCCAAUGAUGAACAGUUAAGCUGAGCUCUGUUGGACCAAAGGGCUGAUUGUGAUUGAGCCUAAGAAGAGCAUGAAAAAAGCUGUAACCUGAGGCUUCAUAAAUUAAUAUUCAAUAGUGGCAGUGUGUGUUUACUGUUAUUAAAGGGGCAUAGUAGCUGUGUAUCUGUUAGGCAUUGACCAGCCUGCAGCAAUAGUAUUGCUUGUGUUAUAAUGAUCCAAACCUGUUUUAAUGAUGUUUUACUAGAUUUAAAAGAGAACUGAUGUUCAGAAGAAUACAUUGUGGAAUGUGAUUGUGUGCGUGUGCAUGUAUGUAUAUACACAUAUGCACACUGAUACCUUUUUGUCAUUUCCCUAGGACACUGAUGUCGCAGUUG
Melanotaenia boesemani (Boeseman's rainbowfish) is the source of this 6746-nucleotide messenger RNA. RefSeq lists its product as uncharacterized. Gene Ontology annotation, molecular function: DNA helicase activity. The coding region runs from base 43 to 5745 and encodes 1900 amino acids. Gene Ontology annotation, biological process: DNA repair; telomere maintenance. Lineage: Eukaryota; Metazoa; Chordata; Actinopteri; Atheriniformes; Melanotaeniidae. The record is from RefSeq and is a predicted model, not a curated record. The transcript is spliced from 2 exons.